This is a messenger RNA of Chrysochloris asiatica (Cape golden mole), 2395 nucleotides long. RefSeq names its product arylsulfatase family, member J (gene ARSJ). NCBI's taxonomy places the organism in Eukaryota, Metazoa, Chordata, Mammalia, Afrosoricida, Chrysochloridae. The record is from RefSeq and is a predicted model, not a curated record. The transcript is spliced from 2 exons. Bases 283 to 2082 code for a protein of 599 amino acids.
CUGCUAUGAGGAGUGAAGGGGAAAGAUGAAGAAAGAGAAAAAUGAAAUUUGAUGGAGAAGAAUGACUCCUCCUUAUUUUCCCGACGUCCCAUCUGUUGAACCAUCAGUUUUAGAAGAAAACGAUUAAGUUUAUUAGACAGGCUAAUAGCUGCAAGAACAAGAACUUUCCUGGUGAAGACUCUCCACCAGCUGUUCUGUCUAGCCUUCUGUGUGCAUGUGUGCGCUGGCAGCGCCUCGGGGUGCGUGGUUCUGCGCCCCGAGCACAAACUUGGACCCCAGUAAAUGGCUCCUAGGGGCUGCGCGGGGCCGCAGUCUUCACCGCCUCCGCAGGCCUGGAUCUGGCGGGGAAAGAUGCUAGCCAUGGGGGCGCUGACAGGCUUCUGGGUCCUCAGUCUCCUCACCUAUGGUUACCUGUCCUGGGCCCGAGGCUUAGAGGAGGACGAGGAAGGGGCUCUGAGAGCUCAAGCUGGAGAAAGACUGGAGCCCAGGACAACUUCCACCUCCCAGCCCCAUCUCAUUUUCAUCCUAGCGGAUGAUCAGGGAUUUAGAGAUGUGGGUUACCACGGAUCUGAAAUAAAGACACCCACUCUUGACAAGCUCGCUGCAGAAGGGGUUAAACUAGAGAACUACUAUGUCCAGCCUAUUUGCACACCGUCCAGGAGUCAGUUUAUUACUGGAAAGUAUCAGAUACACACCGGACUUCAACAUUCUAUCAUAAGACCUACCCAGCCCAACUGUUUACCUCUGGACAAUGCAACCCUACCUCAGAAGCUAAAGGAGGCUGGAUAUUCAACACACAUGGUUGGAAAGUGGCACUUAGGUUUUUACAGAAAAGAGUGCAUGCCCACCAAGAGAGGGUUUGAUACCUUUUUUGGUUCCCUCUUGGGAAGUGGUGAUUACUAUACUCACUACAAAUGUGAUAGUCCAGGAAUGUGUGGUUAUGAUUUGUAUGAAAAUGACAAUGCUGCUUGGGACUAUGAUAAUGGCAUAUACUCCACACAGAUGUACACUCAAAGAGUACAGCAAAUAAUAGCUUCCCAUAAUCCCAGAAAGCCUAUAUUUUUAUAUAUUGCCUACCAAGCUGUUCAUUCACCACUGCAAGCCCCUGGAAGGUAUUUUGAACACUAUAGAUCCAUUAUCAACAUAAACAGGCGCAGGUAUGCUGCCAUGCUUGCCUGCUUAGAUGAAGCAAUCAACAAUGUGACCCUGGCUCUGAAAACAUAUGGUUUCUACAACAACAGUAUUAUUAUUUACUCAUCAGAUAAUGGUGGCCAGCCUACAGCAGGAGGAAGUAACUGGCCUCUCAGAGGUAGCAAAGGAACAUAUUGGGAAGGGGGUAUCCGGGCUGUUGGCUUCGUGCAUAGCCCACUUCUGAAAAACAAGGGAACAGUAUGUAAGGAACUUCUGCACAUCACAGACUGGUAUCCUACUCUGAUUACACUGGCUGAAGGACAGAUUGAUGAGGACAUUCAACUGGAUGGCUACGACAUCUGGGAGACCCUAAGUGAAGGUCUCCGUUCACCUCGAGUGGAUAUUUUGCACAACAUUGACCCAAUAUACACCAAGGCGAAAAAUGGCUCAUGGGCUGCAGGUUAUGGGAUCUGGAACACUGCGAUCCAAUCGGCCAUCAGAGUUCGGCACUGGAAACUGCUGACAGGCAAUCCUGGAUAUAGUGACUGGGUUCCCCCUCAGUCUUUCAGCAACCUGGGACCGACUCGGUGGCACAAUGAGCGUAUUACAUUGUCAACUGGUAAAAGUAUAUGGCUUUUCAACAUCACAGCUGAUCCAUAUGAGAGAGUGGACCUAUCUAAUCGGUAUCCUGGAAUUGUGAAACAGCUUCUACGAAGGCUCUCACAGUUCAACAAAACUGCAGUGCCCGUCAGGUACCCCCCUAAAGAUCCCAGAAGUAACCCCCGGCUCAACGGAGGUGUCUGGGGACCCUGGUACAAAGAGGAGAACAAGAAAAAGAAGACAAACAAAACUAAGGCUUCAAGAAAGCAAAAGAAAAGUAAGACAAAAAAGAAGAACCAGCAGAAAGCGGGCUCAUUUCCAAAUUGCCAUUCAGGUACUACUCAUGGAUAAGUACAAACUUUUCCUGCUGGGUUAAACUUAAUUCUUAGCCUUUCAUCUAUUUUCUAAGCAAGCCAGCCAAGUUUAGCUCAAUAAUAUACUGCCAUAGCAGCAGACAUGUUUUCAUAUUGUGCCCCAUCAGAGACUUCUGUGGCCUGGAUGCCUACAUGGACAACUGUUCUGUUCCAUGUCAAGAGUGCUACUCGUGUGAGUCACACUUGGAGGAGGAUGGUUUAGUUUUCUUCUCCCUUUUCAAAAGGUGCUCAGUAAUGAGUUCAACUGCUGUGCCUUAGUGAAUUAACCAAGCACAAUGCUUUAAAUUAUG